AUGUCCGAUAUGGCUGUCUCCGACCCAGGGAGUCCUUCAGCAGAUGCUGUGAACGAUCUUUUUGACUAUGAUGUUGGUUUGGAUGAUAUGGUCUUUCCAGACAAUGCUACAUCGAACGCUCCUGUGUCGAAGCCGCCCACGCAAGAUCCCUCGGGGCUUGGGUUGGGGCUGGAUGAAGAGGUCACAGUGACGAAGAAGCGACAACCAGUGGCUAAGUUGGACGAGGGUCGCCUACUUUCACAACGGGGCAUUCCCAAGCUGCGACACACCGCCAAACACAAGUUAAAAUCCAAGGGAAAAGGGCAUGAGUUCUCGGAUGCCGCGCGUCUUUUGAAUUUCUACCAGCUCUGGCUAGAUGACCUGUUCCCGCGCGCGAAAUUUGCAGACGGCCUGGCUAUGAUCGAAAAACUGGGUCAUUCAAAACGAAUUCAGACCAUGCGACGGGAAUGGAUCGACGAGGAAAAACCAAGGUUGUUCGACGAGGACCCUGUACCCGAAGCCCCAAAGUCUGGUGAACUCCCAAGCGAGAAUGUGGACGCAACAGGUCCUUCAGUUGCAGCUACUGGUCAGCCUCACCAAGACCGACCCUUUCAGCAAACCCAUUCCGAAGAAGGGACCGCUCAUCGAGAAUUGUUCAUUCCGGAUCCUACAAAAGAUACACGGCCCACGACCAGUCACCCGGAACCCGAGGAUGAUGAUCUUGAUGAUCUCCUCAGGGAACAGGAUGAGGCCAUGGAUGACGUUGCUCCCCCCAACCUAUCGGAGUCGAUGUCGCAAGCACCGGAUCGCGGCCAUGACAACUAUGACGCGGAAUAUGAAGUUAUGCAGGAACUCGGAAUUUAG
Penicillium alfredii is the source of this 843-nucleotide messenger RNA. RefSeq names its product Chromosome segregation in meiosis protein 3. Gene Ontology annotation, cellular component: replication fork protection complex; nucleus. NCBI's taxonomy places the organism in Eukaryota, Fungi, Ascomycota, Eurotiomycetes, Eurotiales, Aspergillaceae. Gene Ontology annotation, molecular function: DNA binding. Bases 1 to 843 code for a protein of 280 amino acids. The transcript is spliced from 3 exons. The record is from RefSeq and is a predicted model, not a curated record. Gene Ontology annotation, biological process: replication fork arrest; replication fork processing; DNA damage response.